CUAUACAAAAGGCCAAAUCAAGGAUCAUUCAGAUCAAAAGAACAAGAAUUAUUCGGGAGAUUCCAUUAGCUGAAAGCAAUCGCAAAAUUCUAUUUCGCUCUCUUAAUGGCUUCCCUACCUUGAAAAAUUUCAACCGGCCAAGGAGGCCUGGGAACCACAAGCAUCGACGUCGUUUUCAAUGCACUGCGUAUCAACGACAUCGUUUACUUGAAACAUGGCAACCUGCUUAAAGCUCCACAAGCUUCUCUAUCCCCCUAAAAUAUCAGUAACUUCUCCAUUUUCUGAGAAUUGCUCAUGCUCUUCACACCGCUGUAUUAAGGAGGGAAGGGAAAUAAAAUUCUCACUUCUGAAAAAUGGAUUUGAUUUCACCUUGGAAUAUGAGAGUCUCUGUAAUCUCAGUUCCACCAAACAAGAGCUUCUCUUACGGCUACCGGUCUUCUCUUUCAAACCACAACUUCGCGUUUUCAUUUUGGAUACAGCCGUUUCAUUUAAGUCCAAUAAAGUCUAGCACACUUCAUGCCAAGAAGAGAAACUCGCAGCCUGAGCCAGUUCUCAAACCAACCAUAAUUGAAGAAGCAUUAACGGACAAUGAAGAAGAAGAAGAAGAACAGCUUGUCUUUGAUGACCUUGAAGAUGAGGCAUUGAUGGAUGGUGAUGAUGAAUAUUUGGAGGAUGAGUACGUGGAGAAUGAAGCAGAUCUCUAUGCUGGAGAUGGGGGUGGGGGAGGUGGAAUUGCCCUUGCUGGGACAUGGUGGGACAAAGAAGCAUUGAGAAUAGCUGAAGAAGUUUGCCAAUCCUUUGAUGGCGAGUUGAAAAUAUAUGCCUUUAAGACAUUGUCAAAUUCUACCAUUCAAGUGCGCAUCGAGAGGCUUACAAAUAAGUCUGGUUCCCCUAGUAUGGAAGAUAUUGAAGCGUUUUCCACAACCUAUAGAGCUUGGUUGGAUGAAGCUGAGCUUGCUAAGACUAUGCCAAACAAUAUAUCUUUGGAGGUAUCAUCUCCAGGUGUUGAAAGGGUGGUCCGAAUUCCAGAAGAGCUAGAUCGGUUCAAGGAUCGGCCUAUGUAUGUGAAAUAUGUCAGUAAGAUAGUUGUGUCAGAUUCAUUCUCGGAAAGUGAUGGCAUUUUUAGGCUUAUUUCCUUUGACAUGGAAACAAAAUGUUGCACUUGGGGCUUGGCAGAUGUGAGGAUAAAUAGAGAAAAAGCAGGGAAAGGAAGACCUCUUAGCAAAAAACAAAGGGAGUGGCGCUUGAACACACCCUUUGAUUCCUUGCGCUUAGUCCGUCUGUAUUCUGAAAUUUGAGCAUACGAACAUUUUUUUUGUUCAUCCUGAGAUCAUGCUUACCUGUAGAAAACUUCAGCAAUACUUAUUGAUGCAUCAUAGUAAGCUCAUGUCAAAAUAUUUAGUGUAGUUUGCAGCUGGCCAUGUCUGGCACACCAAUCUUUCUUCCAAAUAAUGAGGUGUACCAGUUUUAUUUUGCUGUACAUAUCUGAAUAAAACUUGACUUUUUGUUUCAAAUAAAAUUGAUUGUUCACUCAAA
Hevea brasiliensis (rubber tree) is the source of this 1536-nucleotide messenger RNA. RefSeq lists its product as uncharacterized. Bases 354 to 1298 code for a protein of 314 amino acids. Lineage: Eukaryota; Viridiplantae; Streptophyta; Magnoliopsida; Malpighiales; Euphorbiaceae. The transcript has 5 exons. Gene Ontology annotation, biological process: ribosomal small subunit biogenesis. The record is from RefSeq and is a predicted model, not a curated record.